GCCGUCCAAAGCUCAAGGCUCGAAUGGAUAACUCGGAUCACUCUGAACAGAGACAUUACCUCUAUAGCAGGGACAGUAGCAUGUCCGCUCUAUGGGCUACCGCUACCGCGCCCGCGCGCUCUCCAAACUGAUGGCCGGCCAAAACCCUUCUAGGACAACACCGACAGCGCACUGGGCGGCUGAGACUGCGCAGAAAGGCGACUCUGCUCCCAUCACGUUCCCGCGCUCCGCCACAAGAGGCUUGGUCCGGUUAUCCGUCAACGUCUGUAACCGCCGUUACCGCGGUCGGUCGGUCGGUCGGCGGGUGCAUGCGCUGCUGUGGGGUUACAGCUCAAAACCACGUCAGACUCUGUGUCGGAGCUCAGGUCCGUUAGCGGACACGUCCACCGUCGCCCACAACAGGCGAUAGCUGCCUUGUCGACACAGGUCGCACGGAGAGUGCAGAGCAAGGGUAACGGGACAUUCACCUCAGGAGCUACUCCACGCCCAAUACAUGCCUCGAUGAACGUUGGGGGGAAUGACACAACAAUCCAGCGAAUAUGCUAAUUCCAAGGACAAGCAGGCUUUCGCCACCAUGUGGCGGGGUGGCGGGACUGACGCGGACUGGCCGCCACCCGACCCCCUUACACGCGGGCACGCGCUAUCGUCCUAGGAUGGCAGCGCGGCUAUUCUACCAGGUGAGGCUGCCCCUCCUCCCAGCGUAUGCGGACAUCACUAUUCGAUGGCAAUACACAGGUCCGUUUCCCAAUGUGUGAGACGUGCGCGCAAUCGCAGCUAUCUGUUCAGUCGCGAAUGUGCGCCGCGCGCUGAAGGUAUCCCGCUCUGCCUGCGUCGAGGCGCGGCGCCCGAGCAUGAGUCCCCUCCUCGACUCUGCCAUCGCGCGCGGAUAGGUUUGCGAACGCUCAGUUCGUCACUACCCCCAGGUUCUCC
Molecule: messenger RNA, 930 nt
Organism: Dichomitus squalens LYAD-421 SS1
Lineage: Eukaryota; Fungi; Basidiomycota; Agaricomycetes; Polyporales; Polyporaceae
Exons: 3
Coding region: 92-409 (105 amino acids)
Source: RefSeq, a predicted model, not a curated record